UGCAAAAAUUUUUAAUAAAAUUUAUGUAUUUUUUAUGUUUAUACGUUACAUAUAACGUGAUAUGAUAAUGGUUUAAAUAGAGCAAUACGGGGAAUUUUUUUUCUAUUACAACCAGGUGCAUUGAAAGCUACACAACCGAAAUUGGUAUAACCACGUUCGUUCUGUCAAGAAUUAUUUUUAACGAUAAUACUAACAAUCGUUAACAAAAUGAUAAGUUACGGAUCGCUGUGUACUUGGAUUGCAAUUUUAACUAUUCUGUCAAUAUGCAUUAAUAAUGAAGUUAAUGCCUCUGGCAGAUAUUCAAAAGAUGCUUACGGAAGUAAAGAUUCUUCUGAUUCUCGUGCUUCAUCUUCAAGAGAAAGUGGAUCACGUUAUGGAAAUGAUCAACCACUGGACCUUUCACGUAAAAAUUAUAACACCGGUAGCAGUGCUGGAGGUUCCAAAUAUCCUGGUUAUUUUGGAAGUUCCAAUUAUCCUCCUGGUUCAUCUGGAAAUUUAAAAUAUCAGAGUUCUCAGGAUUCACGUCAUCAAUAUAACAUGCCUGGAAGUUCCAAAUACAGCUCAGGCGCUGGAAGUUCCAAAUAUAGCUCAGGAGCUGGAAGUUCCAAAUAUAGCUCAGGAGCUGGAAGUUCCAAAUAUAGCUCAGGAGCUGGAAGUUCAAGAUAUCCUAGUUCUUAUACCGGAUUUAAUGGCGGUUCUUUUGAGCGUAUAGAUCCCAGCAGAAGUAGUGGUUCAUCAUCUCGAACCGAUAACUCUGGUGGAAGUUCUAAAUACAACUCAAAAGGUUCUGAUGAGUCUUCCAAAAAAUAUCGCCCAUGGGAAUAACUUUUUUCGAUUUUUCAGUAUGCUUGUACAUCGAGAAAUCGUAUUGUAUUUCUGAAGAAAAAUAAAAGCUUCACUUCAAA
This is a messenger RNA of Leptopilina heterotoma, 905 nucleotides long. RefSeq names its product secreted protein C-like. The record is from RefSeq and is a predicted model, not a curated record. The coding region runs from base 208 to 825 and encodes 205 amino acids. Lineage: Eukaryota; Metazoa; Arthropoda; Insecta; Hymenoptera; Figitidae. The transcript has 21 exons.